Molecule: messenger RNA, 1569 nt
Organism: Chlamydomonas reinhardtii
Lineage: Eukaryota; Viridiplantae; Chlorophyta; Chlorophyceae; Chlamydomonadales; Chlamydomonadaceae
Exons: 5
Coding region: 352-750 (132 amino acids)
Cellular component (GO): cytosol
Molecular function (GO): protein-disulfide reductase [NAD(P)H] activity
Source: RefSeq, a predicted model, not a curated record
GAUAUUAUGGAUGCGGAUUACAAUUGAAGGGACAGCCCGACAAGCGGGGGCACGCCGUACCCACGCCGCGAAGGCGAUAUUAUGGACGCGGGGGGGGGAGACUUGGUGCAGCAGCUGGGGCGCGGGGAUGGUGGCGGGAAACACGGCACGGACGUGCGGUCUAGUGCGGUCCUGGGCCACCGGGCCAACGUGCAGGGUGCGACUGGUCGAGGUCGCCGCUUUGACCCGUGAUAAGUUACAUACAUACUGAUUCAGAGCAUUAUGCAGUCGCUUCAGUCUCGCGCACCGCUGCUGCGCUCCAAGGCCUCCGUGUCGACGUUUCCUCGUCCCUCGCGUCGGACUAUCACGACCAUGGCUGCAAGCGUCAUUAAGGCCAACGUGAGCACGUGGAGCUCCAAGCUUGCAGAGCUGGAGCAGGCUCCCUCGCCCCACUACAUCGUGUUCACAGGCUACGACGCCGCGGGCGCCAUGUGGUGCCCCGACUGUGUCCGCGCCGUGCCGGCCGUGCUGAGGGCCGCAGCCGCCGCGCCCGGCACGCUGCUGGAGGUGGACGUGGGCCAGCGCACCGACUGGCGCGGCAACGCCACCCAUCCCUUCCGGACGGCGCCUGCGCUCAAACUGACCGGCAUCCCCACGUUGUUGCAGUGGGGCGGCGGCGCGGCCGUGAAGCGCCUGGGCCCGGAGCUGGAGGCGUGCGGCUCGCCGGCGGAGGUGGAGGCGCUGCUGGCCAAGAGCGGCUUCUUCCAGUGAGGGACCGGAGGCGAGCGGCUUGUUCGUUAGCUUGCACGGGAUGUGAGAGUGUAUGGUACAGGUGCCGGUGGCCGGAAGCAGCAUCGUGCUGCGGCACUGCUGGUGCUGGUUUCGGUGGCUGGGCGGUCGGCCGGAGGGUUCGGAUAAUGGGUCGCGGAUUUGCCUUGGCUUGGGCUUCUUGGUAUGGCGCGGUAGAUGGGCAGUGUAGCCUACAGGUUCACCUGUUCGGGCGCAGUGGUGGCAGCGGUAUCACACCUGCCAAUGCACACGGGGCAUGGGCGGGCAUGGCUCGGGCCAAACACAGGCGGCGGUGGCUGGUUAGUGGCUGCGCGGCUUGUCGCGGCGUCUGACGGCCGAUGGCACGAAAGUCACCUCCAUGGGACAGGGGUGUUGGUUACAUGGCACGCUAUGAGGAGGACGGGACAGUCGACUGCAGUGAGCGUCAUCCGCAAAUGUGCAGCAUUUAAUGUGUUGGUCCCACGGGGUGCUAAGCGCCACUGGUCAGUCGGGAUUGGGGCGCUGUGGUGCGCGAGGUACGGCGAGGUCGAAGGCUGGGACUACUACUGCGUGCGGAUGACCUGGUGGCGUCAGUGACAUGGAAUGUUUGGGCAUACGGUGUCUGCGUGAGGGUGUCAUGGCCGCGGUGUCGAUUGGGCGCAGUGGGCCGGCGGACCAGUGGAGCGGCGGGCGCCGGGCAGGUUAGGACGUGGCAGCAAGACGCGGGCGGCUGCUGCUGGCUGCUCCUGUGGGGAAUCAGCCCCUCCCGCUCCACCUACGGAUGCACACGCGCAGCAGCAGGACGUGUAAGCAACACUCAAA